This is a messenger RNA of Schistosoma spindalis, 1890 nucleotides long. The record is from the annotation of a GenBank genome assembly. NCBI's taxonomy places the organism in Eukaryota, Metazoa, Platyhelminthes, Trematoda, Strigeidida, Schistosomatidae.
AUAUUUCUUUCAAAGCCUUUCAUGCAACCACGAAUUCAGAAGAACUAAGUAGUAUUGUGGAUUCACGACAGACUGAAAAAAAUGAAUAGUGCAAAGUGAAUAAUAAUAUUAGUAAUCAUUCACCUAAAGAAAUCAAUUACGAACUAUUCGUUCACGUGAAAUUGGGACGUUACAUGGAACUAUCGUUGCUCAAAUGCCCAUAAAAAUAGACCAAUCAGAAUGCAAACCGUGGAGUGGCGCGAUUUUCGACUGAUUCUGUUUACCCUUAUUGGUCUAUUGGCACGUAGUCUUGUAGCGGUGUUCAUAGUUAAGCUCAACUCGACACCACGCUACACCCUUUUAUUGCAGGACGAUCAAGAGUGAAUGCUGUAGAAGAGGAAGAACAAGCCCUACGUGCACUGAACCUGCAGAAUGAUGCAUAAGACUGUUUGGUAAAUUAACCCCCUUUUUCUGUACAUUCCCGCGAAAUUUGAUUUUGAAAUAAAUCACUGGUGGUUCCAUUCCGUGUUCUCCCUGUGUUGUGAAGUGCUCAGUUAACAUUGUGUGUUUGUGGUUUUAGAUCAUCCCGCUCGCUCCAGUGACUGGUGAAUACACGAGUUACAAUUGGUGAUGGAGGUGGCCACAGAAAAAUGCGAAGAGAAAUUAGACGAACCCCCUGUGAUUCCAAUCAAGGCUGCGCUCUCUUCGACCCCUCGCCAACUUCCUCUACUUGAAAGUUCGUCAGAUUACCCUGUUUGGAAAUUUAAAGUUACAGCGUAUCUACAGAGAGUUCCACUGACCGAACAUUUCAACUAUCUCGUCUCUUAUUUGAGCGAUGAAGCAAUACGAAGGGCUACGGCCAAUGGGUUCGCAACAAGUAAUACACUUUCACAAAAUUGGCGAAUCCUAGACGAUUGUUUUUCUGUGCCCGUGGACACCCAACAGGCAACAAUCCAGUUCCUAUCACGUCACCAGAGAGCAAGCAAAAAUCCAAUCGACUACCUUUAUAGCCUGCAGCAAAUCGCCGCACAGGCAUUUCCUCGUCUAGAUGUAAUUGGAAGAGAAGAAUCAAUUCGUUCACGUUUUGUCCAACGAUUAUUGCCUGGAACUCUAAGAGAACAUUUCCUUCGAAGUCCACCAAAAGAUACAUCUGACUUGAAAAGAACAACAUUACGGUUUCUGGCCGCUGACAAACUAGCGAAUUUAUCAGAUGCACGACCAGCAUCAGUGAUGAAUGUGGAACAAGCCGCAAAUUCUAGUGGGCUAGACAAAUUCCAGACGACAAGUGCUGUUAACGACUCAUUUAACCGGGGUGUCAGCCGCGGACAGUUAAGCUCAAGACAGAAUGGACGGUCGCCAGGGAAGACUUAUCGGAAUCAGCAAACGGAAUGUUUUUACUGUAAACGUUUCGGGGAAAAUGCCAGGAAAUGUGGACACGAUCGCAUGGAAAAUAGAGAUCGUCGCGAUAACAUUGAAGAUUCGUUCCACAUCAUGCAUCAUCACGACGGCAUCGUCUUCGUUACUUGAAUGAUGGACGUUACCAGACAUAGUGUGGCUGAACUGAAUUCAAAUCCAAAAGUGUUUUGAUUUGACCUCUUCUGCAAAACUUCACGAAUUGUCGACGUGACGCACCUAUCAUCUAACGGCAGUUUGACUUUCAAAUGCUCGCAACCUCCGUUAGUGGACGAUAAUCCUGAAGCGAUCCCUAAGUUCGGUGCACACAGGGCUCGCUCUUCUUCCGAAGCGUUUACCCUUGAUCGCCCUUCAAUAGAAAGAAAACAGAAUCCGUUAACAUCAUACAUGGCUAUUUCAACUUGCAAGAUGACUCAUAAGACUAUUUUGUAAACUAACCAUUCUUUCUGUACAUGGUCUGCGGGUUUUAAUUUUCGAAUAAAAAACUCAUGGCUUCCA